This is a messenger RNA of Triplophysa dalaica, 1216 nucleotides long. RefSeq names its product syntaxin 8 (gene stx8). The record is from RefSeq and is a predicted model, not a curated record. Gene Ontology annotation, cellular component: SNARE complex; endomembrane system. Gene Ontology annotation, biological process: vesicle fusion; intracellular protein transport. Lineage: Eukaryota; Metazoa; Chordata; Actinopteri; Cypriniformes; Nemacheilidae. Bases 119 to 829 code for a protein of 236 amino acids. Gene Ontology annotation, molecular function: SNARE binding; SNAP receptor activity. The transcript has 8 exons.
GUCUUACGUCAUAUCCGAGAUUCCGAGCAGGAAGUACUCAGGAUUGUAUAUUUUGAUCUAAUUCAACUACUGCUGCUGUUCGUUAAUCGUGAGCGCCAGUUAGUAAACGUGCUGCAAUAUGUCGCAGGAUUUGUGGUCACAGAAUUAUGAUGCGACUUGUCGACUGACUCAAGAAAUUGCAGAAAAUACUCAUGAAAGGAACAGGCAGCAGAGAACCGGGGGAAACCCAGCCAAGCUUAACAUGACCCUAAGAGCAUCAUUACAAAAACUUAAGCAGAAUGUAGCACAGCUUAGGGAGAAUUUGAUGCGAGAUGCUGCUCAACGGCACAUAAUGCAAGCUGAAGCAGACAGAAGACAAAACCUUGUUGACGAUCUUUCUACCAGAGAAAAAAGGCUAAACGCCUUCUUUAAAGGAGACAUCACAGAAGCAGAGCAAUCAAGGUCAACGCUGAUGACAGAAAAUAGGGCGGGGCCAACAGUGAACCCUUGGGUUGUCAAUGAAACUGAGGAAACCAGAGGACUCAGCUUUGGAGAAAUAAGACAACAGCAGCAGCAGAUUGUUGAAGCUCAGGAUGCUGGCUUGGAUGCUCUUGCUGCAGUCAUAAGCAGACAAAAACAGAUGGGUCGGGAAAUCGGCAAUGAGCUGGAUGAACACAAUGAGAUAAUUGAUGACAUCACUCAGCUCGUGGACAAGACAGACAGCCGCAUCAAAAACGAGACACACAAAGUCAAGUUGGUGGAGAACAAAUCUGCUUCCUGUGGCAUGCUGGUGGUGAUCGUUCUUCUGCUCAUUGCUAUCAUUGUUGUAGCAGUUUGGCCCACAGGGUAAUGAAAAAGAUGCUGAAGACACAAAUGCAACAUCUUAUACCGUUUAAAAAGUGUGGGGGGUAAACAAGGGAUAUGCACAGUUUAUAUGGAGUCUGUACACACUUUCUUUCAAAUCCCUCUUUAUUUUCCAUUGUUUCAGAUAAUGAUCGAAAACAUAAAAGAUCUUUAAAAGAUUUUGAUAUUUUGAAUUGAACAAUGACCUCGAUUUUGUCAUUAGCUGCUUUUUGUGAAUAGUUUUUUGUUAUCGUGAAGGUUACAAAUUCUAAUUAAUGCCAUUUAUACAUACUUAUUCUAAACUUGUUUUGCAUUUGUCUGUUUUGUAUGUACUAUGCUGUAUCACUAUACUGUACUUACAAUACAUUUUAAUUAAAUAUUUCUGUCAGUUCUA